Molecule: messenger RNA, 1297 nt
Organism: Gadus macrocephalus (Pacific cod)
Lineage: Eukaryota; Metazoa; Chordata; Actinopteri; Gadiformes; Gadidae
Gene: gins3
Product: GINS complex subunit 3
Biological process (GO): mitotic DNA replication initiation
Cellular component (GO): GINS complex
Source: RefSeq, a predicted model, not a curated record
GAACCCGCGCCAAAACAACAUUCUAUGGAGUCGUAGGGGCUGAACGAAGUGUAUGAGCUUCGUCAACAUUAAAGCACUAAAACAUCGAUUUAUGGUGGCUUCCUGGUUGUAUUGAAAAACAAAUGGAUUCGCAGUCUUAUCUCCCAGUACCACCCGGUGUUGGAAUGGAAGAGAAUUUCCUUUCUCUCGAUGACAUUUUGCUGUCACAUGAAAGGUUGCCUAGUCGGACAGAGUGCCUGUUUCCAAGACUGGGAUAUUUAGAGAAAUCGACAGAUUCACAAGACAUACAAGAGGGCACGAAGAUGGAACUCCCACUAUGGCUGGCAAAGGGCUUGUAUGAGAGGAAGAGGCGAGUGGUCUCCAUCGAGCUACCUAAGGUGUACCGGGAAGGCUGGAGGACUGUGUUUAACGCCGACCCCACGGUGGUAGACCUUCACAAGAUGGGCCCGUACUUACUAUGGCCUGGGUCCCAGAUGCUGCUUGAUAGUCCAGAGAACCCAGAAAUUGCACAGGCAUUGCUGCAGACAUUUAUUGGUCGUUUUCGGCGAACAAUGGACUCAUCGCAGAACGCCUACAACGAGGACACGUCAGCACUGGUGGACCGGCUGGACAGUCUGGAGAGGGAGCUGUUCAAGAUGGGCCAGAGGGGCUUAAACAGCUUCCAGGGCUGGGAGAAGGGCAAGGCCUCGCACCUUACAGCCUCCGCACUGGUUCUGAACUACCGCAAGCGCAAAAUGACUGACCUACAAGCCUGAAUACUUUUUCCCCGCGGGCAGCCCCAAGUUCCCUCAUUGGUUGAAAGUGUUGUGAUGCAGAAAGUGACACAUUGGCAGAGCAAUACAUUGAGCAGGGUAAAGGUUGACCUUUGGAAACGGAGAUAUAGAGACAAUGAUUGACCUUAUAUUAUAGAUAUUCCAUGCUCUUUGUUUUCCCACAUUCAGGAAUUCUUCGGAAUUCGUCGCUAUGGUACAAUUCUGAAACAUAAUGAUGGCAGAACGUAAUUAUACAAGGCCCGUUAACCUAGAAUUUGUCUGCAAUGUUAAAUUAUUGAAAGAGUAUUAAUCAAGGAUCAUUUGAAAUAACCUGACAAAACAUUUGAAUCGCAUAAAAUACACUUUAAUGUGCUUGUUGGAAUGUGAAGCUGCCAACCAACUCUGCUCUGUCCAUUCUACAAAUUUUUGCCAAGAUUCUGUAAAUAGUUUUUUAUCUUACAUGUUUUAUUGUUCAAAAAUGAAUAAUACUAUUUGCGUAAGUAAUGAAAUGUGUGCUUUUGAAAUAAACAAUGUUAUUUUGUAAA